AUAAACAGAAGUCACAUGAUAGAGGUUCAUUUCCCAACAUGGCGGGCAGAUGUCUGCAGCUGGCUUCCCUCUUCUUCUUCUUCUUCCUCUUCUUCUCUGGAGCUUUAACUUUUCCUCUGGGACAAGAAACUGAGAAGUCUCCAACCUGCGGAUAUGAGUCCUGUCAUGCCACAAAGCAGGACAUGCUGAACGUGCACCUGGUCCCUCACACGCACGAUGACGUCGGCUGGCUGAAGACCGUGGACCAGUACUUCUACGGAGAUCGUAACGACAUCCAGCAUGCGGGGGUGCAGUACAUCCUGGACUCGGUGGUGGACCAGCUGCUGAAGAACCCCGACCGCAGGUUCAUCUACGUGGAGACGGCUUUCUUCUACCGCUGGUGGAGGCAGCAGAGCUCCGGCAUGCAGCAGACGGUCAGACAGCUGGUGGACGAAGGGCGUCUGGAGUUUGUGAACGGCGGCUGGUGCAUGAGCGAUGAAGCCACCACCCACUACAGCGCCGUCAUCGACCAGAUGACCAUGGGGCUGCGCUUCCUCAACGACACGUUCGGUCGCUGCGGGCGCCCCCGGGUGGCCUGGCACAUCGACCCCUUCGGACACGCCCGGGAGCACGCCUCCAUGUUCGCUCAGAUGGGGUAUGACGGCUUCUUCUUCGGCCGUCUGGACUACCAGGACCGAUCUCUCAGGAUGCAGAAGAGGGAGCAGGAGUUGCUGUGGAGGGCCUCCGAGAGCCUCACCCCCCCCAUGGCCGACCUCUUCACCGGGAUCCUCCCAAACGGGUACAACCCUCCUCCGGGUUUCUGCUGGGACCAGUCCUGUGAUGAUCCACCAAUCAGAGACGACCCCGACCUGGAGGACUACAACGUGGACGACGUGGUGAAGCGCUUCGUCGCCAUCGCCAACAGUCAGUCACUGGUGUACAAGACGAACCACAUCAUUAUGACCAUGGGCUCGGACUUCCAGUACGAGAACGCCAACCUGUGGUACAAGAACCUGGACAAGCUGAUCCGCUACGUCAACGCGCAGCAGGCCAACGGAGGAAAAGUCAACGUGCUGUACUCCACGCCGUCCUGCUACCUGCAGGAGCUGCACCGAGCCAACAGCACCUGGGCUCUGAAGACGGAUGAUUUCUUCCCGUACGCGGACGCCGCUCACGAUUUCUGGACCGGAUACUUCACCAGCCGACCGGCGCUGAAACGAUACGAGAGGGUCAGCAACAGCAACCUGCAGACAUGUAACCAGCUGGAGGUGCUCGGGGGUCCGGGCUCCAGGAAGGGACCCUUUGAGGGGGACAGCCAGACCCUGAAGGAGGCGAUGGCGGUGGCUCAGCACCACGACGCUGUGUCCGGCACCGAGAAGCAGCACGUCGCUAACGACUACGCUAGGAGGCUCGCUAAUGGCUGGCAGCGCUGUCAGGUUCUGGUCAGCAACAGUCUGGCUGCUCUCAGUGGAUCGACUGCUGAACGGAUAUACUGCGACAACCUCAACAUCAGUGUGUGUCCUCUCACCGAGGCCAGCAAAAAGUUCUCAGUGAAUGUGUACAACCCCCUCGCUCGACCCGUCUCUUAUCCAGUCCGGCUGCCGGUGAACGGAACAUCGUAUGAAGUGACGGACGCUAAAGGCAAACCUGUGGACUGCCAGGUGCUCGCGGUGUCCGCCUCCACUCGGGAGGUGAGGAGGAGUCGAGGCUCCGCCCUCAGAGAGCUGCUCUUCCAGGUGGAGGCUCCUCCUCUGGGCUUCACCACCUACUCCGUGUCCCUGCUGCAGGACGGACCCCCACCCGCCUCCCCCCGGCCCCGCGCCCCCACCGCCAUCCAGAACCAGUUCCUACGAGUGACCUUUGACCCGGACACCGGCCUCCUGAGCAGCCUCAGCAACCUGGAGACCAAACAGAGCAUCAAACUGACCCAGAACUUCUACUGGUACAACGCCAGUGACGGUAAUAACACCCACAGUGACCAGCCUUCAGGCGCCUACAUCUUCAGACCCAACUCCUCCACCCCCUUCAUCGUCAGCAGCACCGCCAAGACGGAGAGCAUCCAGGGGGCCGUGGUGCAGGAGGUGCGGCAGGUGUUUUCUCCCUGGGUCUCUCAGGUGGUCCGUCUGCACGCCGACAGCCGGGAGCUGGAGCUGGAGUGGACCGUGGGACCAGUGCCUAUCGGGGAUGACCUGGGGAAGGAGGUGAUCACUCGUAUCGACACCAGCAUCAAAACGUCCGAGUAUUUCUACACCGACUCCAACGGCAGGGAGGUGCUGCAGAGGAGGAAAGACUUCCGGCCCACCUGGAACCUGAGGCAGUCGGAGCCCAUCGCCGGGAACUAUUACCCCAUCAACUCCCGGGCUUUCAUCAAGGAUGAAGAGGACCAACUCACUGUGGUGACGGAUCGCUCUCAGGGAGGGGGCAGCCUCCACAACGGCUCUCUGGAGAUCAUGCUGCACCGCCGGCUGCUGUACGAUGACGUCCGCGGCGUGGCCGAGCCUCUGAACGAGAUCUCGGACAUUUUCCCCGAGGGGCUGGUGGUGCGGGGCCGCCUCCUGCUGUCCCUGCAGCGGCCCCCCUGCGCGGCAGACGCUCACCGGCCCCUGGCCCAGCAGGUGGUGCUGCAGCCGCUGCUCAGCUUCACCGACGGGGAGCUGCACCCAGACACCCAGCUGGAGUUCUCAGGGCUGCAGGCUGCGCUGCCCCUCCCUGUUCACCUGCUCACUCUGACUCAGUGGGACGAGGCCUCGCUGCUGCUCAGGCUGGAGCAUCAGUUCCAGAGCGGGGAGAGCCGAGUGAACGCAGAGCCUGUCACCGUCAACCUGCAGAAGAUGUUUUCCACCCUGAAGCUGCUGGGCGUGUCUGAACUGAGUCUGUCAGCCAAUCAGUGGAGAGACGAGAUGAAGCGCUUUGAUUGGACCCCGCAGUCAGGUGAGAGGCCGCUGCUGAAGGAGUUCCAGGACCGCUCCGUGUGGGAGGUGACUCUGAGGCCGAUGGAGAUCCGGACCUUCCUACUCCGGGUCAGAUAGACUAGAUCCCACUACUCCUCCGAUUUUACCAAAAUGAAUGAGUGAGUCACUUUCAAUCAAUAUGAGCUCCUGUGGCCUCGAGCGAAGACACUUCACAAUGAUUAAAAGGGUUUCUGUUUACAAAGGAUAGCUGGAUUUAAAAUGGGAAAACGGCGACAAGAUUUGUAUCAAAGCCACCGUGUGACGGGUUCCAGAGACACGUGACGAUUAGGGGUUUAAAUUCACCUUUUACAAAGAAAUUCAGCAGAUCUGAAGAUGGUUUUUGGAUUUUGAAUUGCUUUUGACCACACUCAUGUCCGUCCAAACACAGAAACAGGUUGAUUAUUUGCCAGUUAGAGACACUGAAUGAGUUCAAUUGUUCCUCCUUUAAGAGACUCAGUAUAUAUGCACAGAAUUUGCUGAAGCUGCCUUUCGUACUGCUCACAUCAAUACCAAUAAAUCCCUCUCAGAAGUCACUUUUUCAUGGAUUUUUUGCCAAUUUUCUUCAGCACUCAGAUCCUUAUAGACAUUUCUGCAUUAUGUGCCAAUAUUUGUAAAUAAUUUGAACAUGAUUUUAUAUUGAUUAUAAAGCAGCUGACAAUAAAGUGUUAUUCUUACUGUG
Eleginops maclovinus (Patagonian blennie) is the source of this 3609-nucleotide messenger RNA. RefSeq names its product mannosidase, alpha, class 2B, member 1 (gene man2b1). Gene Ontology annotation, cellular component: lysosome. Gene Ontology annotation, biological process: mannose metabolic process. NCBI's taxonomy places the organism in Eukaryota, Metazoa, Chordata, Actinopteri, Perciformes, Eleginopidae. The record is from RefSeq and is a predicted model, not a curated record. Gene Ontology annotation, molecular function: alpha-mannosidase activity; carbohydrate binding.